AUGGAGGUCACAGCGCUCAGCGUCCGGCUGCUGAGGAAUGUGUUGCUGGUUGCACAAAUUCACCUUCAUCAUGCCCAAGAUGUUUUCUUUGCUCAGAUCGUUCCAAGCAGACUGCAGCUCUUUGAACACAGCUCCCUCUCCAUCGACUGUGAGGGAUUCCACCCAGCGACUCGGUGGGCCGUCCUCAGGAAGACGGAGGGACGAGUCAGCACAUGCGUCUCCGGUUGGGCGACCGUCUGCGCCGUCAAACCGGCGUUUCUCAGCGACAGUGGAGAGUACUGGUGUGAAGGUGGAGUGGAGAGAAGCAACGCCGUCAACAUCACCGUCACAGCUGGAGCCGUGAUCCUGGAGAGUCCAGUUCAUCCUGUGAUGGAGGGAGAAGAUGUGACUCUGCGCUGUUGGAGUAAAAUGACCUCCUCAGCCCACAUGGCUGAUUUCUUCAAAGAUGGUCGACACGUCGGCGCCAGCUCCACAGCAGAGAUGGUCAUCGGCAACGUUUCAAAGUCCGAUGAAGGACUCUACAGGUGCAGCAUCUCAGAAUUUGGAGCUUCGCCACAGAGCUGGUUGACUGUCAGAGCACCUUACAGAGCGACUCCUCAGUCUUCAGGCCAGUCCUGCCAAAUCUACCAGAUUCUGCGGACGGUUUUUGUCGUACUGAUGUUGGUUCUGCUGCUGGGACUCCUUCACUGUGGCAAACUCAGACUGACAUAG
Messenger RNA from Stegastes partitus (bicolor damselfish), 711 nucleotides. Its product is annotated as low affinity immunoglobulin gamma Fc region receptor III-like. Gene Ontology annotation, biological process: immune response; cell surface receptor signaling pathway. Gene Ontology annotation, molecular function: transmembrane signaling receptor activity. Gene Ontology annotation, cellular component: external side of plasma membrane. NCBI's taxonomy places the organism in Eukaryota, Metazoa, Chordata, Actinopteri, Pomacentridae. The transcript has 5 exons. The record is from RefSeq and is a predicted model, not a curated record. Bases 1 to 711 code for a protein of 236 amino acids.